Molecule: messenger RNA, 546 nt
Organism: Olea europaea var. sylvestris
Lineage: Eukaryota; Viridiplantae; Streptophyta; Magnoliopsida; Lamiales; Oleaceae
Product: glutathione S-transferase U10
Exons: 2
Coding region: 1-546 (181 amino acids)
Biological process (GO): glutathione metabolic process
Cellular component (GO): cytoplasm
Molecular function (GO): glutathione transferase activity
Source: RefSeq, a predicted model, not a curated record
AUGGGAGAGGAAAACAAAGUAAUUGGACAUGGUACGUGGUCAAGCACUUAUUCAAAGAGAGUUGAAUUGGCUCUCAAAAUCAAAGGAAUACCCUUUGACUAUGUAGAAGAAAAUUUAAGCAACAAGAGUGAUUUGCUCCUCAAGCACAAUCCUGUUUACAAGAAGAUCCCUGUUCUUGUUCACCAAGGAAAACCUAUAGCUGAAUCACUCGUUAUUCUUGAAUACAUUGAUGAAACGUGGAAUUAUGAGCCUCGACUUUUGCCAGACGAUCCUUAUAAAAGCGCCACACUUCAUUUCUGGGUUGGUUAUGUCCAACAGGUAUUAGAAAGCAUGGGAAAACUCUUCAAUUCAGACGGUGAAGCAUCGCAGAAGAUGGCCUUUGAAAAUGUGUGUGAGAAACUGAGGGUUUUAGAAGAGGGAAUAAAGAGUAGCUCCUUUGCAGAGAAAAAACUUAAUUUCCAUGGUCAGAAUUUGGAUCUCCUAGAUAUAAUGAUGGUUGCAACACUUGGUGCCUUCAGAGCACAAGAAGAGUUUCUUGGUGUUUAG